Molecule: messenger RNA, 1115 nt
Organism: Stomoxys calcitrans (stable fly)
Lineage: Eukaryota; Metazoa; Arthropoda; Insecta; Diptera; Muscidae
Gene: RFeSP
Product: cytochrome b-c1 complex subunit Rieske, mitochondrial
Exons: 4
Coding region: 115-894 (259 amino acids)
Biological process (GO): mitochondrial electron transport, ubiquinol to cytochrome c
Cellular component (GO): membrane
Molecular function (GO): quinol-cytochrome-c reductase activity; 2 iron, 2 sulfur cluster binding
Source: RefSeq, a predicted model, not a curated record
AACUGCUGACAGCAGUUUGUGUGUAUUUGAGAGGCACAAAGAGAGAGCUGUCAACUGUCAAGUGGUGGAAAAAGUACGGUUGGGAAAAAAAACCAUAUUAACGAAAGCGGAAAAAUGAUUAACGCCGUGUCGCGUGCUUAUUUGCGUGCCAGCAGCCAAGCUGUUCCCAAUGGUUUGAAACCAGCAGCCGUCCUCAGUGCGGCUCAGGGUAAGAGAGUAGUCGUGCCCAGCAAAUCGGAAAAGAAUGCUCCUUGUGGCCACACCAGAGCCUCGACAUCACUACAAACUGUGCAGCAGGUCCGUAUGGCCCAUACCGAUUUGCAAGCCCCCGACUUUUCCGCUUAUCGACGUGACUCCGUCAAGGAUGUCAAUCGCAAAAACACCACCGCCGAGGAACGCAAAGCUUUCUCCUACAUGAUGGUCGGAGCUGGCUUGGUUGGCAGUGCCUAUGCCGCUAAGGGUUUGGUUAACACUUUCGUCGGUUCCAUGAGCGCCUCCGCUGACGUUUUGGCCAUGGCCAAAAUUGAAAUCAAAUUGGCCGAUAUUGCAGAAGGUAAAUCGGUUACAUUCAAAUGGCGUGGCAAGCCAUUGUUCAUCCGCCAUCGUACUGCUAGUGAAAUUGCUACUGAACGUGGAGUAGCCACAGCCACUUUGCGUGAUCCCGAAACUGAUGAGCAACGUGUACAAAAACCUGAAUGGUUGGUUGUUAUCGGUGUCUGCACACAUUUGGGUUGCGUACCCAUUGCCAAUUCCGGUGAUUUCGGUGGCUACUAUUGCCCCUGCCACGGUUCUCACUACGAUGCGUCAGGCCGCAUUCGCAAAGGUCCUGCUCCUUUGAAUUUAGAAGUACCCGCUCAUGUAUUCCCCGACGAAGGUACCUUGGUUGUUGGUUAAAUUUCCACUUAACCAGAGGCUCUGCGAUGUCAAAACAAACUGUGUUUUAAACUAAAGCGUAUUGUCAGCUUGUAAGCUUAUAAGAAACCCAAUAACAUCAUAGAAAACAAUUAUGAUAUGAAAUUGAAGAUAGUUAAUUGUACCAAAACAAAAUAAAAACGGUAAAAAACAACAGACAAAGUAAAAGAGAGAGAGAUUGAAAACACGAAGUAAAACAAGAA